ACCCUUAGAGACUGUCACCCACCCCUCAAAGCACAGACAACAAAAGAAAUCACACUGAAAGCAAACCAGGAGGCCUCAAACUGCUGUGAUGUUUGCCAGGAUGUCUGAGCUCCGGGUUCUGCUGUUGAUUGUCCUGAUGGGAAAGUGUGCAGCCGGGCAUGUGCAGGCCAUGGCUCCCUCAUUCCUGACAGCAAGCCUAACGAGAGCAAGGACCCUCACGGAAGACUGACUCUAGUAUAGUCCAGCUCCAGAACUCAUUGGCAUUGUGGACAAUUUAAUCUCUGCAAACCUGUUUUCUCACCUCCAGAAUGGACAAAAUUAUAGUACCUGACUCAUCGAGCAUGUUCUUCUUGAAGCCAUUCCCCGAAGACCUGGACCCAGAUUGGACUCCUGACUUCUAUGACUACAGCUACGAGGAAAAUAUCCAGGAAGAGAAAGCCAAUACUUCACUGGCCUACUCUGAGAAUCCUGACUGGUAUUAUGCAGAUGAUGAUCCGUGCCAGUCCAACCCUUGUGAACAUGGUGGGAGCUGUGUCAUCAGCAGGGACACCUUCAGGUGCAGCUGUCAGCCCCCCUUCUCUGGGAACAGGUGUCAGAACGUGAAAACCAAGUGCAGGAACAACCCAUGUGGCCAGGGCGAAUGUCUCAUUACCCAAAGUCCUCCCUACUACCGCUGUGCCUGCAAACAUCCUUACACGGGUCCAGACUGUUCCAGAGUGCUUCCGGUGUGCCGGCCAAAUCCCUGCCAGAAUGGCGGCAUCUGCUCACGCCAUCGGCGGAGAUCCAAAUUCAGCUGUACCUGUCCUGACCAAUUCAAGGGAAGAUACUGUGAAAUAGGUUCUGAUGACUGCUAUGUUGGUGAUGGCUACUCUUACCGUGGCAGAGUGAGCAGGACAGUCAACCACCACACGUGUCUGCCCUGGAACUCCCACCUCCUUGUGCAGGAGAAUUACAACAUGUUCAUGGAGGACGCUGAGAACCACGGGAUCGGGGAGCACAACUUCUGCAGAAACCCAGACGGAGACCAAAAGCCCUGGUGUUUUAUCAAAGCUAACAGUGAUACGGUGAAGUGGGAGUACUGUGAUGUCUCCGCUUGCUCGGCUCUAGACACUGCCAACCCAGAGCAGAGUCCCAUGGAGUCCCCGGUCCAGCGUUUGGGGUUUGACUCCUGCGGGAGGACAGAAGUUGUAGAGAGGAAGAUCAAGAGGAUCUAUGGAGGCUUUAAGAGCACAGCGGGCAAGCACCCAUGGCAGGCAUCGCUGCAGACCUCGGGGCCUCUGGCCACCACCAUGCCCCAAGGCCACUUCUGCGGGGGCUCACUGAUCCACCCCUGCUGGGUGCUCACUGCUGCCCACUGCACCGACAUAAAGACCAAACAUCUAAAAGUUGUGCUGGGGGACCAGGACCUGAUGAAGACAGAAUUCCAUGAGCAGACCUUCAGAGUGGAGAAGAUAAUCAAGUACAACGACUACAAUGAAAGAGACGAGAUUCCACACAACGACAUUGCUUUGCUCAAGUUAAAACCGGUGGAUGGGCACUGUGCUCUGGAAUCCAAAUACGUGAAGACUGUUUGUUUGCCUGAUGAUUCCUUUCCCUCAGGGACUGAGUGUCACAUCUCUGGCUGGGGAGUGACAGAAACAGGGGAAGGGUCCCGGCAGCUUCUGGAUGCCAAAGUCAAGCUGAUCGCCAACACCUUGUGCAACUCCCGAAGACUCUAUGACCAAACGAUCGAUGCCAGUAUGAUUUGUGCAGGGAACCUACAGAAGCCUGGGCAAGACACCUGCCAGGGUGACUCUGGAGGUCCUCUGACCUGUGAGAAGAAUGGCAUCUAUUAUGUCUAUGGGAUUGUGAGCUGGGGCCAGGAAUGUGGGAAAAAGCCAGGGGUCUACACCCAAGUUACCAAGUUCCUGAACUGGAUCAAAGCCACCAUGCAAAAGGAGGCUGUCUGAAGUCCUGGAACCUCAGAGCCUGUCCUCUUCUGCACCAGACUAAGUGGACCGCAUGGGCAGUGAGGAACACCCCCUGGAGUCCCCAGGAGGCCACAUAGCAGAGUGAGUCACUCUGGGCAGAGACACCUGCUACCCACCCUGGUCCUGAUGGCCGGCAUCCACACCACUUCCCUCUGCCUUCAUGGGGAGCCCAGGAAUGAUGCACUCAACACCGGAUGCAUCUGCAUUAGCUUUGCUUCCCUUCAGACAACUGUACCUUCUAGAAAAUCAGUGUU
Fukomys damarensis (Damara mole-rat) is the source of this 2224-nucleotide messenger RNA. RefSeq names its product hyaluronan binding protein 2 (gene Habp2). The coding region runs from base 309 to 1949 and encodes 546 amino acids. The transcript is spliced from 14 exons. Gene Ontology annotation, biological process: proteolysis; blood coagulation. The record is from RefSeq and is a predicted model, not a curated record. NCBI's taxonomy places the organism in Eukaryota, Metazoa, Chordata, Mammalia, Rodentia, Bathyergidae. Gene Ontology annotation, molecular function: calcium ion binding; serine-type endopeptidase activity.